AUGGCAACGCCUUAUUCUCCUACAACCCCAACUCCACCAUGGCCUUCACCAUCCUCCGUCAAUCAACACCGGAGCAACCUGAGCAACAAGCGGAAAGUCGACGCCAUUGUAGACAACAAUGACAUCGACUCCACCGCCCACAGUAGUAUAUCCUCGCAAUUCAAGAAACUUCGCUUGAAUCAACAGCAGCGGAAUGGACUCGUCAACCCCAAUACUGGUACCAGUAAUGUCAAUCCCAUUACAUUCCACCACAACAAUCAGCAACCGCUUCAGCCCCUGCAACAGCAUCAGCAGCACGAAAACCAACACCAUCCUCACAUCCUCAUACCCACCAGUCCCAGCUCGCGAUACAGACCACACAUCGCGAACACAGACGUCCGGCCUGCUCUGCCACCAUUUCUACCCGCACCAACCCUACCAACAAGACACACUACCGCCGCUUCGCCAUUAAUAUCACCAGAUUUACAACAACCGCGCACACCGACACCCAAAGCACGCAGCCCAGGCCCAACCGCGUUAGCAACCUCAUACCGGCGCCUGCAUGACCCACCUGCAGCAAGACCACUGCCCCUGUCACCACCACAACCCUCUUCUCGAGGAGGUCAGCACACUCGCAACUCCUCCAACGCCUCCACCUCCAGCAUCAUGGCUAUCGACGAAACCCCGCACCGGAUCAUCAUCAAUGACCUCGAAGCCGAGAUCGCCGCCAUUGAAGCCGACGAAGCCGACCGCGCGACGAGCGUCUUCAUCUCGGACAUAGACAAGAAGGUCUCGGCGAUUCCUCAGCGCCUGCUCCAGAACCCAUCGUCCACUCCGACGGCCGGUCCAGGAGUGUUCACCGACACAGCCCACCCGCCGGUAGCGACCGCCCUCGUGCUGUACAAAGACCCGACGAGCAUCAGCGUGCCUGAAUCGGAGGACGUGGUGCGCAAGACGAUCAUCGCGGCGCGGCAGCGAGCGCGCGAGAAGGCGGUCGAGGACCAGCGAGACCGCGACCGCGAGCGCCAGCGGUUUCUCAGCGAAUACCGAUCCGCUGGGAGGGGCCGAUACGGGGGCUUGGAUGGCGGUGCUGAUCACGAUUUCUUCGAUGAUGCUAUGACGGAUCAUUCGUCCCUCGGCGGGGAUUUCGAAGACGACGACGGCGACGAUCCCGAUGCCAUGGAUAUCGAAUAG
Molecule: messenger RNA, 1173 nt
Organism: Exophiala aquamarina CBS 119918
Lineage: Eukaryota; Fungi; Ascomycota; Eurotiomycetes; Chaetothyriales; Herpotrichiellaceae
Exons: 1
Coding region: 1-1173 (390 amino acids)
Source: RefSeq, a predicted model, not a curated record